AUGGUCGAGCUCCGCAAGCGCAAGACCCCGCCGCCCGCCCCCGAAAAGGCCGCGAAGAGGAAGCCGGGCCCCAAGUCGAAGGCCGCCAAAGCCAAAGAGGCCGUCACCGAUGCCGUCAACACGGCCACAGCCAAAGCCGAGAAGACGGUGAAGAAGGUCGAGGAGAGCGCGACCAAUGGCGCCUCUUCCACUACCACCAAGCCCGCCGGCAAGCCCGAGGUGGGCGCGACGCUCGAGCUCGACGGCUUCGGCGGUGAAAUUGAGACCAACGACGGCACCAAGACGACGCUGAAGAAGCUCGUCGACGAGAGCAAGGAUGGCGUCGUCCUCUUCACCUACCCCAAGGCCUCGACUCCCGGUUGCACCAAGCAAGCCUGUCUCUUCCGGGACUCGUACACGCCUCUCACCGCCACGGGUCUCAGCAUCUUCGGCCUCUCGUCCGACUCGCCCAAAGCCAACACCACCUUCAAGACCAAGCAAAACCUGCCCUACCCCCUGCUCUGCGACCCUUCGUUCGGCCUCAUCCGCGCCAUCGGCCUCGCCAAGCCCGGCAACGCCAAGGGCACUGUGCGCGGCGUGUUCGUCGUUGACAAGAGCGGCAAGGUGCUGGCGGCUGAGGCGGGCGGUCCCGAUGCGACGGUCGAGGUGGUCAAGAAGAUCGUGGCGGGAAAGAGUGGCGGCGACGACGCCAAGGCGGACGAGAAGGAGAAGCAGGCCGAGGACAAGAAGCAGGCUGAGACGGCCGGCGAGGUGGCUGACGCGGCGGCCGAGGCGGGUGUUGAUGGGGAGGGAAAAUAG
Messenger RNA from Lasiodiplodia theobromae, 798 nucleotides. RefSeq names its product Disrupter of telomere silencing protein. Lineage: Eukaryota; Fungi; Ascomycota; Dothideomycetes; Botryosphaeriales; Botryosphaeriaceae. The coding region runs from base 1 to 798 and encodes 265 amino acids. Gene Ontology annotation, biological process: cellular response to oxidative stress; cell redox homeostasis. Gene Ontology annotation, molecular function: thioredoxin peroxidase activity. The record is from RefSeq and is a predicted model, not a curated record. The transcript has 2 exons. Gene Ontology annotation, cellular component: cytoplasm.